This is a messenger RNA of Plectropomus leopardus (leopard coralgrouper), 2066 nucleotides long. RefSeq lists its product as uncharacterized. Lineage: Eukaryota; Metazoa; Chordata; Actinopteri; Perciformes; Serranidae. The record is from RefSeq and is a predicted model, not a curated record.
AUGUCGCUGUCUCCGCCGCGGACCGUUCUAGGAUCAGUGUCCUUUUAGGAGCAUUUAAACGGCGAUCCGGUGAGUGGGACAGCCGUCACCAGUUGCAUCCAAGAAUGAAUCCUUGAGAGGUCAUAAGCUUCACGAAACCGUACAAAGAAAGUGAAACAGCUCGGCGUGGGAGGUUUUAGCUGGACUGAAGAGAGGCGGCUCGUGUUCCCCAGUCGUCAGCUCAUCUUUAACCGUAACCAGUGAAGAACAGAGGAGCGAGCUGUAACGCUGCAUGGGCCUCUGAGGAAACCUGAGCUGAUAAUUAAAGCCUCCGGAGCCUCCUCCCUCAGCUGCAAAGCUAAAGUUUCCGUGAAGACAUGGACCCGUCCACUCGGGUGUUGGGUCUGGACGCUCAGGGGAACAUGGUCUUCACUGUGGUCAAACCGGUGAUGGGGAUCUUCCAGGUGUCCUCGGAGCAGACGGGCAGUGUAGCGCAGGGGAACAUGGGGCUGCAGGGUUUAUCCGAAAACACGCUGAUCCUCCCUCAAACACAAAGCCAGACUCCGCUAGACCAGAACCAGAUGGACAUGCACAACAUGCAGCCUCACAUCCAGAUGCCCCAGAUGCAGGUCUCCGCUCCGGUCCAGACUGAGGCCGUCUCCCAGAUUCAGGACUCGCCACCAAACCCGAGCACAAACACGGAGUCUGGUCCACACAUGCCUUUUGCAGAGGUGUCGUCGCUCCUGGAUCCCAACAUGAAAGGAUCCAAAGCUCGGAAGUAUCUCAUCUCGUACGAUGAAAUCAAACGGCGUCUGCAGGCUCCUGAGAAGAUGUCGCUGCGCUCCCUGGCAGCCUACACCCGGGUCAGCAGAGGCCCGGCCAGCAAGAAAACACUACUGGAGUCCCUCAACGUCCUCGGCCUCACACCAAGCACAACUACCUCUGUUUCCUCCUCCCUCUCCAAACUCACUGAAGGUGACACCCAAGCAUUGUGUGACGAUAUGAAGGACUUUGCUCAUGAUUACAUCGACUACAGCAACAUGGCUAAACAGCUCAUCCCCGAGACGAACACCGUUCAACACUGGUCCAAAAUUAUUGAGACUAAGAACCACCUGGAGGACAUGAGAAAAUGUUUCAAGGACCCGGUCAACAGCGGUGCGUUCGAUAACGUCACUCACGGUCUCGGUCUGGGAAUGCUGGACGUCGCUCUGGACAUGAUCGUUAUGGUGAUUGAACAGCAGAUUCGGAUCCUGUCUGGCGCUGCGGCGUCAGACCCGGCUGACUCCGGGCCGCCUAUGCGGCGCAUCCGCAGGCGCCACCGCAAAACCCACUCCACUGACAACGAGAACCCUCACAAGGUGUCUGGAGGCGUCAAAGAGCAAGGGAAGGUCAUUUCGAAAGGCAAAGGGCGAGGACGAGCCAAGAAGAAACUCAGGCAGGAAGCUGAAGCCGCUGGUCCUGCGGAAACCCAGACGGAGCCGUGCAAACCGGACGACGUGGAGAGUAACGUCCUCACGCUGGUUUCUGUCGGAUAUGAGACGGUCUCCGGUGGGCUCAAUGCAGCUGGAACUGUUUGACACCAGGUCCAAAGAUCAAAUCACGGUCCCAUUUAAAGGAGACUCAGCGACGGGACGAAAGCUCCGCACAAGUUGAGCUGGACUGAGCGUGGUGCUGAGCUCAGCGUCAACGUAAUGUUACGCCCAGAAGUCCAACUCAAAGGACUAGUUGGACAGUUUGGGAAAUUUACUUAUUCACUCUGGUGGAGAUUUAGAGGAGAUUAAUAUCACUCUUACAUCUGUACAGUAAAUAUGAAGCUGGAGCCAGCAGGCAGUUAGCUCAGCAUGCAGACCGGAAAUUUGGGUGUUUAAAAUUAGCAAAAUGUGCCAACCAGUAACUCUAACACUCAACGAUUAAACACCUGAGCAUCAAGUCCUUCCAAAGUUGUGUUGGCUGAUUAGCAUCUAUGAAUAUGAUUGAUUACUAAUAUCCCAAAACCCCGCCGCUGCGCCCAUCAAGUCCUUUAAAAAACAUUGAAUAUUUACGGAUAAUUAUCACCGAAGCUUCGAAGCCCCCAAAAUAGUAUUCAG